UCCGACACGUCUCCUCCACUCUCUCUCCCUCUUCCUCUCCCUCUCUCUCUCUCUCUACAAGAAGAUCUCUCUCUCUUCUCAGCGACACAGCAAGAAGAGUGGAACGGAACCCCAGAGCUGAAGGCUGAAGCUAUGGCGUCGUCCCUCAGCACCACCUCCCUCUCCACGCACUCGCCGGCCCCGCCGGCGCUCGCCCUCCGCGGCCGCCACGUGGCCACCUCCGCCUUCGGCGGGGCCCCGCGGUUCCCGGCGCUGCGGGCCGCCGUGCCGGUGCCGCGGCGGCUGACCGCGCGGGCGGUGGCCGGGGACGCCGAGGACGAGUGGGGGAAGGACCCGGCGGACCAGGGCGGCGCCGCGGCGGCGGCGGCGGUGGCCGAGGCGCCGCCGGUGGCGGGCGAGGUCGCGGAGCUCAAGGCGAAGCUGAAGGACGCGCUGUACGGGACGGAGCGCGGCCUGCGCGCGUCCAGCGAGACGCGGGCGGAGGUGGUCGAGCUCAUCACGCAGCUCGAGGCGCGCAACCCCACGCCGGCGCCCACCGAGGCGCUCACCCUCCUCAACGGCAAGUGGAUCCUCGCGUACACCUCAUUUUCACAGCUGUUCCCACUGUUAGGAGCUGCAAGUUUGCCUCAGCUUGUUAAGGUGGAGGAAAUAUCACAAACUAUUGAUUCCGAGAACUUCACAGUGCAGAACUGCAUCAAGUUUUCCGGACCUUUAGCAACGACUUCAGUGUCUACCAAUGCCAAAUUUGAAGUUAGAAGCCCCAAACGUGUACAGAUCAAAUUUGAUGAAGGCAUUAUCGGCACACCACAAUUGACUGAUUCUAUUGUACUACCAGAGAAGUUUGAGUUCUUUGGGCAGAACAUUGACCUGACCCCGUUGAAGGGCAUAUUUUCUUCAAUUGAAAAUGCGGCAUCCUCAGUUGCAAGAACCAUCUCUGGUCAACCUCCACUGAAGAUACCAAUUAGGACCGACAAUGCCGAGGCUUGGUUGCUCACAACCUAUCUUGAUGAUGAGCUUAGAAUCUCCAGAGGUGAUGGUAGCAGCAUCUUCGUGUUGUUUAAGGAAGGAAGCACCCUCCUAUAUUAAGCUUGGCAUGCCUAAUCUAUGGGUAGAAUUUUAUGUUGAAGCACUCCAUGCAAAUAGUUGUGGAUAAUUUCUUUUUCUUAUUUAUGUUUGCAUGUUCUUAUUUGUGUUCGUAUAAUUUGUGCAUUUGGAUGAUGUGAAGUUUUGUGUGUGUGUAAUGUAUUCUCUGAUGUCCCUUAGGCUUAUAUAUACAAGUUAUUGCAAAAACUACACUGAAAUAUAAAGAUGUAAAAGGAAUA
This is a messenger RNA of Oryza brachyantha (malo sina), 1322 nucleotides long. Its product is annotated as probable plastid-lipid-associated protein 2, chloroplastic. Lineage: Eukaryota; Viridiplantae; Streptophyta; Magnoliopsida; Poales; Poaceae. The coding region runs from base 133 to 1086 and encodes 317 amino acids. The transcript has 3 exons. The record is from RefSeq and is a predicted model, not a curated record.